Umbelopsis ramanniana AG is the source of this 1495-nucleotide messenger RNA. RefSeq lists its product as uncharacterized. The transcript has 4 exons. The record is from RefSeq and is a predicted model, not a curated record. Gene Ontology annotation, cellular component: cytoplasm. NCBI's taxonomy places the organism in Eukaryota, Fungi, Mucoromycota, Umbelopsidomycetes, Umbelopsidales, Umbelopsidaceae. Gene Ontology annotation, biological process: 'de novo' L-methionine biosynthetic process; transsulfuration. Gene Ontology annotation, molecular function: pyridoxal phosphate binding. The coding region runs from base 69 to 1319 and encodes 416 amino acids.
GGGGAGAGGGUUUAAAUUUUGGCUUGUCAAUUUCAAGCCUUCCUUUCCUCGAAUAUAGCUUGUUCACCAUGUCAGCACAGGUUGCAUCACCAGCUUCACCAGCUUCACCCGUUUCUACUCGUCGCUACCGAUUUGCUACUGAGGUUGUUACUGUAGACAACAAGGACGAUCCAUACAAUGCCGCCUCCGUACCCAUUUACCAGUCUGCAACCUUUAAGCAAAAGGGUGCCAAUGCUGAAGGAGAAUACGAUUACUCUCGUUCAGGAAACCCAACACGUACACACCUUGAAAAUCAUCUUGCCAAAAUCAUGGGAGCGAAGAGAGCCUUGGCUGUUACUAGUGGUAUGAGUGCACUUGAUGUCAUUACUCGACUAGUUAAGAAUGGCGAGGAAAUUAUCGCUGGCGAUGAUUUGUAUGGCGGAACCAACCGAUUACUAUCUUUCCUUCAAAAGUCUCAAGGUAUCAAAACCCACCACAUCGACACCACAAACAGCGAUGCCAUUCUCCCAUACCUUGAUCCCCACAAAACACGUCUUGUUCUACUCGAAACGCCCACUAACCCAUUGAUCAAAAUUGCCGAUAUUCCUACCAUUGCGGCACAUGUCCACGCAAAGUGUCCAAAUGCACUUGUGGUUGUCGACAAUACUAUGAUGAGCCCUUACUUGCAGCGACCACUUGAGCUCGGUGCUGAUAUUUCAUACCACUCCGGUACUAAAUAUUUGUCAGGACAUCACGAUUUGAUGGCUGGUGUGAUUGGAGCUAAGGAGGACUCUGUUGCCGAUCAACUUUAUUAUGUUAUUAAUGCCACUGGCUGCGGUCUUGGACCAUUUGAUUGCUGGCUCCUCCUCCGAGGUGUCAAGACACUUGCUGUCCGUAUGGAUAAGCAACAAGCAACCGCUCGACGAGUAGCACAGUUCCUUGAAGAUCGAGGAUUGAAGGUUCACUACCCCGGAAGCCGAAAGCAUCCUCAGUACGAGCUACACAAGAGAAUCUCGUCUGGUCCAGGAGCCGUCUUGAGUUUUGAAACAGGUGACAUUGGUAUCUCAGAGCGCAUUGUUGAAGGUACCAAGCUUUGGGGAAUCAGCGUUAGCUUUGGCUGUGUCAACUCUCUCAUCAGCAUGCCAUGCAAGAUGUCACACGCUUCUAUCCCUGCUCACGUCCGUGCAGAGAGAUCACUUCCUGAAGAUUUGAUCCGCCUUUGUGUGGGUAUUGAGGAUGCUGACGAUCUUUUGGAAGAUCUUGAUACUGCUUUGAUCAACUCUGGCUGCCUUCUUAUCGGCGACAAGCUCGAAAAGUUGUCUUUGGAGCAACAAUCAUGAGAUAUACCGAGUUGCAGGUUGAAGAAAAAAACCCAAACAAAGCAAAAAACCACUGUUUCAUUACUUGCAAUCUAUAGAAAUCCUUCGAUUGCAGUAGUUUCUUUCAAAAAUUAAGAACGUGUCUAUUAUCUGGCACAAGAGAACAAUAAAACUGUACAAUUUUUUUUGAGAAUGUA